Molecule: messenger RNA, 2274 nt
Organism: Vigna angularis (adzuki bean)
Lineage: Eukaryota; Viridiplantae; Streptophyta; Magnoliopsida; Fabales; Fabaceae
Exons: 7
Coding region: 763-2019 (418 amino acids)
Source: RefSeq, a predicted model, not a curated record
AGGCAAUCUGGCGAUACUGGGAAAUAAAAGAAGCGGUGAGUGUGUAUGGUUUCGAGAUGCAAAUGCAUUCAUGUGCAAGUAAUGAAAUUGAGUUUGGCAAUAGCAGAAAAAAGAGGAAUAAUAGCAAAAGAUUAUUGCCCAUUAUGCACAACGCAGAGAGUGUGGUGUGGAUCAUGAGUGUUCUUAGAGUCUGUAACCCUUCCUUCCAUUCCCUUGUCAUGGGUAUCGCUUCCUCUGUUCAUGCGUUUGCAUCAUUGCCAUCAUUGGGGAGGCCAAAGUUAAAAACUUUAAGGAUCCUCUAUCAGACUAUUACUACUCACCAACCUUCUCAGAUUGUCGUUUCCCAGCUUUUCAGCCUUUCGAGUUUGAAAUGGAAGAAAAGUUCAGAUCGUGCAAUGCGUGUGACACAUGUUGCUCAUGCCACUGUAUGUGCAUAUUGAACAAGUGGCGACAACAGCGGGUGUGGGAAUUGACAACUUUACUGAUUAAACCUAUGAGGGGAGUACCUUCCUAGUUCCUAAGCAAACAAAGGGAGUCCUCAUUAGCAAAAACAGCACUAUCCAGUUAGGCUGUUGGGCAGAUGAAGUUUAUAGCUGUGCUACUUGUGACGGUGGUGAUCACAUUUGAGUUGGAUUGAAGCUGAACAUCAUUUGUAAUGCAAGAAGAAGCAUCUCCAUAAGUCUAUUGUUGUGAUUAAGAACACCAGUGUGCAAGAAUCUUGUUCAAUUGCAUUUGGCGAAUCCUUGGGGUGCCUCAGAUAAGAUGGACGGUAAAGAUAUAGUUUGUGAUAUCUGUGGGGAUGCAGGAAAUGAAGAGGAUCUUGCUAUUUGUAACAAGUGUACUGAUGGGGCAGAGCACAUUUAUUGUAUGCGUGAUAUGUUGGAGAAAGUUCCUGAAGGUGAUUGGUGGAUGUGUGAAGACUGCAAGAAGUCAGAAUGCCAAAAAUCCAAAAGUCAAGUAAAUCUUGAAUCUUCAAGUAGUGCAGAAUUAAACUCAAAAUCUUUCCAUGAUUGGAAAAGGCACACAGGUGUAAGUACUAGAUCUUAUUCAUCAGCUAACAGGCAUGGUGUCCAGUCAGAAGCCCAGUCUUUGAAGGAGGACAAAAUGAGUGCCAAAUCCUGCGACAACACCCCACUGCAGCAUAAGGACUCCUCAUACAAAACUUUUAAAGAUGGAAAAGCAAAAGAAACCAAAGAUACUACUUCUGAGCUCCAAAUUUCUUGCAAUCCUCAAGACAAAGCUAAAGCUUCUCAUGCUUUUAGUGACAAGAGAUGUGCUGACACCUUACAAGUUGAUUUAGAUAGAAAAACAAAGGCUCUUGAUACAAGUGCUGGACUCCCUAAUACGUCAACAUCACCCAAACGAUCUCCACUAGUUAGGGAGUUGCUGUCCGAAAACUUGGGGAAGGCAAAUGUGGAGCAAUCUUCCUGUGUUUAUCUGGAAAAACCCAAGUCACAUUCUCAUUCAGGCCCUCACUUGAUGUCCGGAUUGACUGGGAUUGUGGAUGUGAAAUUUGAAGGACAUCUGGACGAAGCUCGUUAUUUGCCAAUGAAAAAGCGAAAAAUUAGAGAUUUUGUGAGCAGUUCAGCAUUGGAUCUCAAUGUGAAUCUUCAAGGGGGCAUCAACAAGGUUGGAGCAACAGAUAUUCCUGAAUCUGAUGCUGUGGAUACAAGUUUUUCAGGUGACAAGGUUGAAGCACAUGGAAUUGGUGAAUCUGAUCUCGUUCUUGAUCUUAAUACUUCACUGUGGCCUGAAAGGGCAACCCCGGAAGUUGGCCCCUGUCUGCCUGUUGAGAAUGUGGAUGAUCAACCAAGCAAAGAUGUGAACGUCAAGAUGCCAACAGAAGAGAACAAAAAUGAUGACAAAGUUGAACCACAUGAGGAAAAUCUGAACAACAAUGCCGAGAGAAGUAAUACCGACAGACCUGAAUCCCUUGCUUCUCCAACAAGUGAUGAGGAACAUCUGAGCCUGCUUUAUUGGCAAGCUGUGGAAGUUUUAUCCUCUAAAUUUGGACUUUGAAUUGCACCAUGUCAAAAGCACUUGAACAUUGUUAUUCCUUUCUGCACACUGGCUCACCGUGAUAUUUAAGAUUUCCAGUAAUACAUACUCCAUAGAACAUUUGACUGUAGGAUGGAACAUGCUUCUUUGCGAUUCCCUUCGUUUGAUUUCCCUUAUUCUGGUUGUCGUCUCUUUCCAAGUAACAUUUGCAUGUGUGUUUUUUUCUGUUGAGACAUUUUCUUUAUAUACAUAUUUGCCGGCAAAGAGUUCAAAUGA